Molecule: messenger RNA, 444 nt
Organism: Pistacia vera
Lineage: Eukaryota; Viridiplantae; Streptophyta; Magnoliopsida; Sapindales; Anacardiaceae
Product: oleosin 5-like
Exons: 1
Coding region: 1-444 (147 amino acids)
Biological process (GO): lipid storage
Cellular component (GO): membrane; monolayer-surrounded lipid storage body
Source: RefSeq, a predicted model, not a curated record
AUGGAGUUUCAAACUCAAACUCGUCGUCGUCAUCAUCAUCAAAACCGACACCACUUAUCCAACACCUCCACCGCCACCAAAAUGGUUUCUGCGACGGUGGCCGGUGCAGCACUUGGUGGACCGUUACUGGGAGUCAUGGGGUUCAGUUUCUUGGCAACACUAACCCUCGUUUUUGUAACCUCGCCUCUGUUGCUGAUCUUCAGUCCUUUGUUGCUAUGUGCUGCGUUUGUCCUCGUCGGGGCCUUGACUGGGUUCGCUCUGGCCGCGGCUAUGGCGUUUGCCGGCUUGUGUGCGUUGUCAUGGAGUUCUAGGGAAGUUGUAAAGUGUUUAGAGUUUAUUGGUGAGAGAGUGGAGGAGCAUGGACGAGAUUUUGGUGGCCAUUUGCAACAAAUAGUUCAUGAUGCUAACUCUCCUGAAUACGCUAGAUUAAUUCCAGUUGAAUAA